AUGAGUAAUUAUGAAGCCUUGGAAACGUUAAAGGAAGGCUCUACCUUUAGAAAUUGGGAUGAAGCGAUUAAUGCCGUAUACAAUUACGCAAAAUUAUUAGGAUUCAAUUUAUGUCAAUCUAGAAAAACAGAGCAUGAUGGAGAGCUGCGUAAAAGAACUUUUAUUUGUGAAUUUUCAGGAAAACCUCAAAAAAAUAAAACAGGUAGACCAUCAAAAUCAAAAAAAAAAUCAUGUCCUUGGCAUAUCAAUUUAUCUUUACCGACACAAAAUAACCAUGAAAAUUUAGUCAAAGUCACAAAGUUUGUUGAUCAACAUAAUCACCUGACAACGCAAAUGAAGCAAGAUGUUGAAAUGUUAACGCACUGUGAAGGUGGAGCAGCUAUACAACGAAAGUAUUUGCAUGCAAAAUAUCCAGAAUAUCCACUAUCUAAUCAAGAUUUAUCUAAUGCCAUUAUGCAAUAUAAAACAACUAAAGAAGAUCAUAAUACCAUCAAGAUGUUUAAGUAUCUUCUAACAAAACAAAAAGAAAAUUUGGGAUGGAAAGUAUAUUUUGAUUUUGAACCUGAAUGUGUGCUUCCUAAAGCUUGCCAUCGACAUUCAAAUUGGUCCCUAUAUUUAUAUUUAGAAAAUAACGUAAAAAUAAAACUCGGACCCAAAUAUCAGGAAUUCCUCAUUGAUUUUUUUACAUGUCGAAAUUCUUUACAUAAAGAAAGCUUUCAAAAAAAUUGGGAUUUUUUAAUUAGAAAUUAUCCAGAAAUCGUUGAUUGUCUAACUAAUACAUUAUAUGAAAGCAAAAAGUAUUGGGCAAAAGCUUUGAUGGAUGAAGGUUUUACAGCAGAUAUUGAUUCUAUCUAUGAAAAUAUCUAUAAUUUUGUAACAAAUGCAUUGAACAAUUCAAAUGUUAGAGUUGAAGAAUUAAUUGAUUAUAUUAAUGAACUUCUUGAAAAAGAGUUUCAUGAAAUAAAUGAUCGAGAAAGAAUUGAACGGUCGAUUUAUAGAACAAAUGAUGAUAUAAAUAAAAUUGAUCAUUAUUUACCAUUUGAUUAUAUUAAUAAUUUAAUUGAAUCUUAUCUAUCACCCGCUUGUGCAAAUUUACAACGUCGUGAAAUGGAGCUUUCUCUUGAAUUUACUGCCAAAAAAUAUGAUAUCGGUCUGAUCGAAAAGAAAAGCAUGGAGGAAAUUGAAAUUGAAGAAAUUAAACUUAAUUGUCCCUUAGAAAGCUGUGGUAUUGAUAAACAGAUUUCACUCAAGAAAAUAUUUUCACUUUGGAUUGACACGAAAAAGAUUAACGAAGCGUGGUCGGUUGAUUACAAAGGUGGUAAUUAUUAUGACGUUACGAAUUAUAUUUUAUUGAUGAAUGAUGGAAGUCAUCAUUGUACUUGUUUAAAAUAUAUUUAUUAUGGCAUAAUUUGUAAACACUAUUUUCAGGUUAUGAAUCACACAGAUAAAGCAAAUUUUUGUAUUACAAAGAUUUCGAAACGAUGGUAUGGUACCUUUAUUCCAUUAUCUAAAUGUCAACCAAUUUGGCUAUGCGAAAUUUCA
Funneliformis geosporum is the source of this 1542-nucleotide messenger RNA. Lineage: Eukaryota; Fungi; Glomeromycota; Glomeromycetes; Glomerales; Glomeraceae. The record is from the annotation of a GenBank genome assembly.